Messenger RNA from Gorilla gorilla gorilla (western lowland gorilla), 6656 nucleotides. Its product is annotated as zinc finger protein 433-like. Gene Ontology annotation, biological process: regulation of DNA-templated transcription. The record is from RefSeq and is a predicted model, not a curated record. The transcript has 4 exons. Bases 204 to 2873 code for a protein of 889 amino acids. Gene Ontology annotation, cellular component: nucleus. NCBI's taxonomy places the organism in Eukaryota, Metazoa, Chordata, Mammalia, Primates, Hominidae. Gene Ontology annotation, molecular function: DNA-binding transcription factor activity, RNA polymerase II-specific; RNA polymerase II cis-regulatory region sequence-specific DNA binding.
GAGUCGCCGGGGUGGGGCCCGGCCAACUGUUUAUCCGCGGGUCACAUUGCCGUUCGCCUCAGUCUUUGGCCCCUCCCGCCGGGUGAGGUUGGCACCCGGUUUUUCCUGCUCUGAGAGGGACCGGUUGCCACCGCCAUACUUCUGUCGCCCUGUCGUCUGCGUUGCGACUGCUUUGGACGUGGGAGUCACCUGAAAGCCAGGAAAUGGACUCAGUGGCUUUCGAGGAUGUGGCUGUGAACCCCCAGGAGGAGUGGUCUUUGCUGGAUCCUUCCCAGAAGAAUCUCUACAGAGAAGUGAUGCAGGAAACCUUGAGGAAUCUGGCCUCUAUAGGAGAAAAAUUGAAAGACCAGAACAUUGAAGAUCAGUACAAAAAUCCCAGGAAUAAUCUAAGAAGUCUUCUGGGAAAGAGAGUCGAUGAAAAUACAGAAGAAAAUCAUUGUGGAGAAACUUCUAGCCAGAUUCCAGAUGACACACUGAACAAAAAAACUUCUCCUGGAGUAAAAUCAUGUGAAAGCAGUGUGUGUGGAGAAGUCUUCGUGGGUCAUUCUUCCCUUAAUAGGCACAUUAGAGCUGACACUGCACACAAGCCAUCUGAGUAUCAGGAAUAUGGACAGGAGCCAUAUAAGUGUCAACAACGUAAGAAAGCCUUCAGAUGUCACCCCUCCUUUCAAAUGCAAGAAAAAGCUCACACUGGAGAAAAACUCUAUGAUUGUAAAGAAUGUGGAAAAACCUUCAUAUCCCAUUCAAGCAUUCAAAGACACAUGAUAAUGCACAAUGGAGAUGGAACUUAUAAAUAUAAGUUUUGUGGGAAAGCCUGCCCUUGUCUCAGCAUAUAUCUUACACAUGAACGAGUUCACACUGGAGAGAAACCAUAUGAAUGUAAACAAUGUGGUAAAGCCUUUAGUUAUUCAACUUCCCUUCAAAUACAUAAAAGAACUCACACUGGAGAGAAGCCUUAUGAAUGUAAGGAAUGUGGGAAAGCAUUCGGUAGUCCCAAUUCCUUUUAUGAACAUAGAAGAACUCACACUGGAGAGAAGCCAUAUGAAUGCAAACAAUGUGGAAAAGCCUUCAGAUGGUUCCAUUCCUUUCAAAUACAUGAAAGAACUCACAGUGAGGAGAAGCCUUAUGAAUGUACCAAAUGUGGGAAAGCAUUCAAGUGUCCCAGUUAUCUUUGCAGACAUGAAGUGACCCACUCUGGGAAAAAGCCCUGUGAAUGUAAACAAUGUGGGAAAGCAUUAUCUUAUCUUAACUUUCAAAGACACAUGAAAAUGCACACUAGAAUGAGACCUUAUAAAUGUAAGACUUGUGGAAAAGCCUUUGAUUCUCCCAGUUCGUUUCGAAGACAUGAAAGAACUCACACUGGAGAGAAACCCUAUGAAUGCAAGCACUGUGGUAAAGCCUUCAAUUGUUCCAGUUCCUUUCACUAUCAUGAAAGGACUCACACUGGAGAGAGACCCUAUGAAUGUAAGCAGUGUGGUAAAGCCUUCAUUUCUUCCACUUCCUUUCGAUAUCGUGAAAGGACUCACACUGUAGAGAAACCGUAUGAGUGUAAGCAAUGUGGGAAAGCCUUCAGAUCUGCCUCACACCUUCAAAUGCAUGAAAGGACUCACACUCAAGAGAAACCCUAUGAAUGUAAGCAGUGUGGUAAAGCCUUCAUUUUUUACACUUCCUUUCGAUAUCAUGAAAGGACUCACACUGGAGAGAAACCCUAUGAGUGUAAGCAAUGUGGGAAAGCCUUCAGAUCUGCCUCACACCUUCAAAUGCAUGAAAGGACUCACACUGGAAAGCAACUGUAUGAAUCUAAACAAUGUGAAAAAACCUUUGGAUCUGUCAGAAACCUUCAAAUUCUUGAAAAGACACACCCUGGAGAGAAACCCUAUAAGGAAUGUGGAAAAGCAUUCAACAAUUUCUCUUCCUUUCAAAUACAUGCAACAAUGCACAGAGGACAGAAUGCCUAUGAAUGUAAAGAGUGUGACAAAGCAUUCAUAUCUGCCAAGAUCCUUCGAGUACAUGCAAGAACACACACUGGAGAGAAACCCUAUGAAUGUAAGGAAUGCGGAAAAGCGUUCAAUUAUUUUUCUUCUUUGCAUAUACACAAAAGGAUGCACACUGGAGAGAAACCAUAUGAAUGUAAGGAUUGUGGGAAAGCAUUCAGUUUGCCUGGUUCCUUUCGUAGACAUAAAAGGGCUCACACUGGAGUGAAACCGUAUGAAUGCAAGGAAUGUGGCAAAGCCUUCACUUCUUCUGGUUCCUUUCAGUGUCAUAAAAGGAUUCACACUGGAGAGAAACCCUAUGAGUGUAAGCAGUGUGGUAAAGCCUUCAUUUCUUCCACUGCCAUUCGUAGACAUGAAAGGACUCACACUGGAGAGAAACCCUGUGAGUGUAAGCAAUGUGGAAAAGCCUUUAUUUCUUUCAGUUCCAUUCAGUACCAUGAAAGGACUCACACUGGAGAGAAACAGUAUGAGUGUAAGCAAUGUGGUAAAGCCUUCAUGUCUUCUACUGCAUUUCAGUAUCAUGAAAAGACCCACACCGGAGAGAAACCCUAUGAAUGUAAGCAAUGUGGGAAAGCCUUCAUUUCUUCCAGUAGCCUUCGAUAUCAUGAAAGGACUCACACUGGAGAGAAACCCUAUGAAUGUAAGCAGUGUGGUAAAGCCUUCAGAUCUGCCACUCAACUUCAGAUGCAUAGAAAGAUUCACACUGGCGAGAAACCCUAUGAAUGUAAGCAAUGUGGGAAAGCCUACAGAUCUGUCUCACAACUUCGGGUGCAUGAAAGGACUCACACUGUAGAGCAACCCUAUGAAUAUAAGCAAUAUGGGAAAGCCUUCAGAUCUGCUAAGAACCUUCAAAUACAGACAAUGAAUGUAAACAAUUAAAUGUUUAUAGCAGCUGCAUACUAACAUGUUAUUCUGUAUUUUUUUUUUCUUUUUGAGAGAGUCUCGCUCUGUCACCCAGGCUGGAGUGCAGUGGCGUGAUCUCAGCUCACUGCAAGCUCCACCUCCUGGGUUCAUGCCAUUCUCCUGCCUCAGUCUCCCGAGUAGCUGGGACUACAGGCGCCUGCCACCACACCCGGCUGAUUUUUUGUAUUUUUUAGUAGAGAUGGGGUUUCAUCGUGUUAGCCAGGAUGGUCUCAAUCUCCUGACCUCGUGAUCCGCCCGCCUCAGUCUCCCAAAGUGCUGGGAUUACAGGUAUGAGCCACCACGCCUGGCCGUUAUUCUCUAUUUUUUGUUGUUGUUGUUUGAGAUGAGUCUUGUUCUGUUGCCCAGACUGGAGUUCAGUGGCAUGAUCUCGCCUCACUGCAAGCUUCGCCUCCGGGUUCAAGCAAUUCUCCUGCCUCAGGCUCCUGAGGAAAAAGAUUCCUAGGAUUACAGGUGUGCACCACCACACUUGGCUAAUUUUUAUAUUUUUAGUAGAGAUGAGGUCUCACCCUAUUGGCCACACUGGUCUUGAACUCCUGACCUGAAGUGAUCCACCUGCCUUAGCCUCCCAAAGUGCUGGGAUUACAGGCAUGAGCCACUGCACCCAGCUGUUAUUCUCUAUUUAAUUAAUUGAGAAGCCAUAAUAAAAUAUCUCAGUGCCAUCAUGCAUUAGAUCAAGUUUAUGUUACCACAUUAUUUUUUGGACAUUGUGAGUCAAUAUUACAAGUGGACAAAAUACCAGGCAUCUUUUUCUUCAUGUAAAUUUUAAUUUUCAUGCUUAUAUACUUAGAACAUUUAUCUUGGUCCUAAUUUUUUGUUCACUCAUAAGACCAAAAGUUAUCUCAUGUUCUUCAGAGUGACUUUGUGCCAUAUCCCACAGUGGCAUACCUGUCUUCAAAGAGGGUAUAAUUCACAAAAGGACUUACACUAGAGGAAAACCCUAUGAAUGUAAGCUGCAUGGGAAAGCAUUUUCUGAUCUGAGUGGCGUUGAAACCCACAUGGUAUUGCACACGACAGAUAGGCCUCUCUCCCCGUUCAUUUCUUUUUUUUUGAGACGGAGUCUUGCUCUGUCGCCGAGGCUGAGAACAGUGGUUCCAUCUCUGUUCACUGCAACCUCCACCUCCUGGGUUCAAGUGAUUCUCCUGCCCCAGCCUCCCAAGUAGCUGGGGUUACAGGUGCCCGCCACCAUGCCCAGCUAACUUUUGUAUUUUUAGUAGAGACGGGGCUUCACUAUGUUGGCCAGGUUCGUCUCGAACUCCUGACCUCAGGUGAUCCACCUGCCUCAGCCUCCCAAAGUGCUGUGCAUACAGGCGUGAGCCACUGCGCCCGGCCUUCUCCCCAUUCACUUUCAAAGACAUAAAAGGAUGCACAAUAAAGAGAGACCCUCUGAAUGCAAGCAAUAUGGAAAAGCAUUCCAUUGUAUCAGAUCCUUUUGUAGCCAUGAAAGAACUCGCUGAAGAGAAACCCUGUAAAUGAAGGGAAUGUGAAAAGCCUUCAUUCCUGAAAUGAAGCAAUUCAUACUAUUAAUAUAUGAGAGAAAUCCUAUUAAUAUAAGAAAUUGAUUGCUGUGCAUGGUAGCUUACCUGUAAUUCUAGCACUUCCAGAGGCCAAGGCAGGUGGAUCACUUGAGGUCAGGAGUUCAAUACCAGCCUGGCCAACAUAGUGAAACCCUGUCUCUACCAAAAAUACAAAAAUUAGCCAGGCGUGGUGGCGCAUGCCUGUAGUCCCAGCUACUCAGGAGGCUGAGGCAGGAGAAUCACUUGAACCCAGGAGCUGGAUGUUGCAGUGACCCAAGAUUACGCCACUGUACCCCAGCAGAGUGAGACUACAUCUGAAAAAAAAAAGCGAGGGGCCGGCACGGUGGUUCACGCCUGUAAUCCCAGCACUUUGGGAGGCCAAGGCAGGCAGAUCACCUGAGGUCAGGAGUUCGAGACCAGCCUGGCUAACAUGGCAAAACCCCAUCUCUACUAAAAAUACAAAAAAUUAGAUGGGCGUGGUGGCACAUGCCUGUAAUCCCAGCUACACGGGAGACUGAGGCAGGAGAAUUGCUUGAACUUGGGAGGCGGAGGUUGCAGUGAGCCAAGAUCACAGCAUUGCACUUCAGCCUGGGCAACAAGAGUGAAACUCCAUCUCAAAAAAAAAAAAAAAUUGAGGAAGCAUUCAGUUGUCCCACUUCCUUUCAAACAGGAAGAGACACUAGAGAGAAACCCUCUGAGAUAACUGACUGUUGAGUUAAGAAGAGAGGCCUGGCCGGGCACAGUGGCUCACGCCUGUAAUCCCAGCACUUUGGGAGGCUGAGGUGGGCGGAUCACGAGGUCAGGAGAUCAAGACCAUCCUGGCUGACACGGUGAAACCCCGUCUCUACUAAAAAAUACAAAAAAACUAGCUGGGCAUGGUGGUGGGCGCCUGUAUUCCCAGCUACUCGGGAGGCUGAAGCAGAAGAAUGGCGUGAAUCCAGGAGGCAGAGCUUGCAGUGAACCGAGAUCGCGCCACUGCACUCCAGCGGCGACAGAGCAAGACUCCGUCUCAAAAAAAAAAAAAAAAAAAAAAAAGAAGUCUGACAGGACAAUAAAAUCUAGAAAUGGAGUUGGAGGAUGUCAUGAUACAAUUCACCAGUGUCCUAUCUUACAUGCGAUUUCAAAGGCAGACAAGAGGAAGUCAUCAGUCACAUUUUAGAGGCACCAAACAGGUGCCACAUCCAUACAGGCUGACUCCCUGCUCCCAGCCCAUUUUUUUCUGAAUCUUUGGCUUGCCAAUCAAGAAUGUCCUCAAAAUUUGCUCAGAGGUGUGGGCCUUUGGGUAAAGGUGUCUUCAGAAGCUCCACAUUAAAGAUCCAUCAGUGGUUAAGGGCAAAUUGAAGAGAAAAAAAGACUAAGAAGUUUUUUAAAAGACUGAAAGAAUAGAACAAUGAAAAAGCCCCAUCUGUAAUACGGUUUUUCUUUUUCUUUUUUUUUGAGACAGGGUCUCGCUCUGUCACCCAGGCUGGAGUAGAGUGGCAUUAUCCUGGCUCAUUGCAAUCUGGGCCUCCUGGUUUCAAGUGAUUCUGGUGUCUCAGCCACCUGAGUAGUCAGGAUUACAGGUGCACACCACCACGCAUGGCUAAAUUUUUAUAUUUUUAGUAGAGAUGGGGUUUCACCAUGUUGAGCAAGCUGGUCUUAAACUCCUGACCUCAAGUGAUCCGUCCGUCUUGGCCUUUCAAAACGCUGGGAUUAUAGGCGUGAUCCACUGUGCCUGGCCUGGUGUUUCUUUAGGUAUAAUGUCUUUACCAGAGAGCUAAUGCAGACUGUCAUGGGUGAGAUUGUUCUCUGAUGUUCAAUUCCCCUACUUUGUAUAUUGAGUCAGUAUGAGAUGCGAUUUGUUUGGCAAGCACCUUUGUUCCUGCUGUUACUGACCCUUAUCUUGUAGCCUCACAGCUACUAUGCUUUUGUCCAGUCCAACUAGAUAGGAGCUUCUUCCUCUGCUGCAGUGACUGGUCUCACCCAGGACUUUCAGGAAGGUGAGAAUAAGCACCUUCCUCCUUCCAGGAAGUUUUGAGUGUUUCCUGUGUUUCAUUUCUGAAUGUAAUGUUUCCAUUUAUUUUCAAUUACGUUUGAUUAUAUUUGAUUAAAAACAAUAAUUUUUUUGGCAACCAAGAUUUCUGUACAUGUGUCAUAGAAAUAGUUCAACUUUUCCACAACUGUAUACUGACAAACAUUAUUCUUAAUUAAUUCAGUAGCUAUAUUAAAAUAUGUAUUAGAUCAA